AUGAAAAAGAUUAAUGAUAAUAAGAGUUCUGGCGGAAGAGUUGAAUUAGAAGUGAAUGAUGUUAAUGAGAAAUUAGCCGAAAAAGCAGAUAAAAACCACGUUCAUUAUAUAACUUCAGACGAACAGAUUAUAACGGACUACCAUGGAUAUUUAACACGAAGUGAUGAAGCGAAGACAAAAAAUGUUAAUGAAAGAAGAUAUAAAUACAUUCGUGCUAAAGGUUAUGACAUAAGCUGUACUGUACAGUAUGACACAGGUAAAGCACCAGAAGCAUUUAGUUAUAACGAUGAAAUUUAUGCCUCUACUUUCUCUGUUAAUGGUGUAUUAGUUGAACCAAGAUUUAUGUUAAGAGUUAAGUCAAAAAUAACGUUUGAAGAUGCUAUUAAAAGUAAAGCUGACAAAGUUGAACUCGAAGCAAUGAACAAAGUUUUGAAAUCUCAUAAACACAACAUCUCCGAUAUAAAUGAACUUCAAACUUCUUUAGACAGUAAAGCAGACAAGAACCAUACACAUAAAUCCUUCACUACUGUUAGAGCAGACGACAUAAUAUUGAACUUUGACCUUGGUUCAAGUGCACCAUUAGAAAAUCCAAGUACAAGCGUAAAAGAUACUCUUAACAGUUUAGAUAACAGUUGCAGGAACAUUGAAAGUCAUGCCAGAAACUUUGAAGCAUAUGAACUACCAGCAAUGUUAGAUAAGAAAGCAGAUAAGAACCAUACACAUAAAUCCUUCACAACUGUUGCUAUAGAAAGUAUUGAAGGAACGGUUGGCGGAACUGGUGGGGAUGCAUUAUAUUGUAAACCUCCUAACUUUCCACAAGGUUUAACAUCGGAUGACGACAUAACGACGAUGAGAAACAUUAGAU
Trichomonas vaginalis G3 is the source of this 865-nucleotide messenger RNA. Its product is annotated as keratin-associated protein family. Lineage: Eukaryota; Parabasalia; Trichomonadida; Trichomonadidae. The record is from RefSeq and is a predicted model, not a curated record. The annotation marks the transcript as partial. The transcript has a single exon.